CAACAGAUACUGCUGUGUGCGGCGAAACGGUGUUGGACUUCGCAGCUGAAUUCAGCUGCACUAGCCAGGAAGCCUACAACGCCGAUUCAGCACAAUGACAAGAGGCAUACCAGAGUGCAUUCGGAGAUGAUCUCAACACUUUCAAUACUGGUCCUGGCGCUCAUCACCCAGGUGACGAGUUCUGAGCUCCUUGCUUUGUCUGUGAGCUCCUCGUCACCAGGUCAGCUGGAUGUGCUUUGGGGUUCAGCUGCGGUUUCUGCUGGUGCAUCUGGGGCAGCCCAGACUAGCUGCGGAGUUCUGGAUGCCUGGAUAGUCACAGUGACCUCAAUGAGCGAUGGCGCCUCUACAGAUGUUGAUGUCGGAGCAAAUUGUGAUUUGCCAGUGCCAGCAGUCCAAGGCCACACUUGCCAACUUACACUCACAAGCAAUGCGUACUACAAUGUGGAGGUCCUGGAGGACUGCAACGAUACACAGGCCAGAAGUUCUUCCAACGCAUCGGCGUUUGUUAUGGCACAGCCUGCGAGCCUUCCCACCAUUCUGCUCACAGAUGUCAGUGAAACUUCAAUCUCAAUCUCGUGGUCUUCUGGAGGGGAUGGCGACUGUGUCUUCCAAAAUUGGCAGGCUGACUGGCAAGUCUAUGGUUCGGGCAACUGGCAGCAAGUGGAGAAUGGAACUGGGACAUCUAUUGCCAUGACGGGUUUGCAGGGCAAUUCUGCCUACGAACUGCGGGUGCAACAGGUGUGCUCUGAUACGGGUCUCAACUCUGGCUUUGCGCAGACUGGAGAAGGCCUUUUCACUCUUCCUGGCAUCUUCAAUGUGUAUGUGGGCACAAGCUCAGACACCAGGGUGAUCCAGCUUAGCUAUGGACCAUCUCGGUGCAAAAUCGUGAAGCAGUGCUGUGGAGAUCAGUUUUCGGUAUGCUUUAGCGGCACUGAUAGCAAGACUGCAACUUUGAGCAGGAUGGAGGUUCCUGGUGGCUGGGGUCAAGAUCUUUGGUUGCAGUGCACAGCAGCUUCGGUAGCUGACUACACGACCUUUACAGAGGUCCAAGCACCUGCACCUCAGUGGAUAGAGCUGCAUGAGGCCACUAAGAACACAAUGAGGGCGAAGUAUCGUUUGGGCUGGAUCAUUGAUGAGACUGCCACAUGUGACUGUGCCGAAUUGUCCCUGGAGCUUCGUGCAGAUGGCACAGAUGUUUGGACGCAGUUUCGUGGGAAGGACGACAGCUGCACCAUUAUCGGCACCCGAGAUUGCUUCUUGAUUGAUGUGAUGCCGGACACAAAAUAUUGGGGCCGGCUGAAAAUGUCAUGCCAGAACUCUUCGGUGGACAGCGACUACACUUACACACAGGACCCCAUCAUCACUCCACCUGGCUGCAUAUGGUCAACCCACACUGGUCAAUGGGGGCAGGCAACCAUGUUCGAGUGUGCUGACGGAACAUACUGCAGCGAAGCCGACGCUGCCUGCUGUGUUGCUCAUGGUGGCCGCAUUCGGUGCCCAGCCAGCACUCCCUUCAUGUGCAACAACAACUUCGACUGUGCUGACUCGCAGGAUCGUUGCUGCGUGGCAACUGAGGAGGAGUGUAAUCAGCAUGGAGGGCUGCGUACCUGCGAGGUUCCAGCAAAGACUCCUUUGCUGACCCAAGCAGAGUCUUUGGGGCCAGCUUCGCUCACAAUCUCUUGGGAGCCACAAGAGUACCUAAUUGGCUAUUCAAGCUGCCAAUUUCUGGAAUGGCGUGUGGCAAUAUCGCAAGUUCACAUUUAUGGUGAAGGGGAAUGGGAAUGGGCUUUGGAUUGCAACAGCCGGAACUACGACCAGCGGACAUGUACCAUAGAGAAUUUGCUCAGCCUGACAGCGUACAAUGUGCAGGUCUGGGCCCAGUGCACAGUGGUGGAGCUCAGCUCAUAUCCAAAUCGAACAACGGUGUCUGUGGAAACAAGGCCAAUACCCUCUGUGGCGCCUUCAGCACUUUUCUGCACCCAAUUGGAGCCUCUGCAAUUCUUUGCAGAUUGGUGGCCUUCCAGCAGUGAAGACUGCGAGUUUGUGGCUUGGCAACUGGAUGCGCAACUCAUGCCAAGAACUGCGGGCUUCACCACAGAUGGUCUUUAUGAAGAGGCAGCACCUGGAGGAGAUUGGGUGACGAAGUGCUUGCUGUACGAUCGGAAUGUGCUGGAAUGCUGGGUGCAGGGUCUGCUGGCCAACAGAGAAUACAAGAUUAGAGUUAGAGAGACUUGCACUGAUCCGCUGGCCAACAGCCCUUUCUUUGAGAGGUAUCAAGAAUGCACUACACUUACCAUGCCUGCCUUUGAACCAUUGAAUCUCACUGCCUACAAUGAAGAUUUGUAUACCUUCGAGGCAAGCUGGGAACCAAACGAUCCGAAGGCCUGCAUCUUCCAAUACUGGGAUGUUCAAGCGAAGGUCAAUGGAACUGACUGGCCAGACGGUGACGACCCACCAGUAUUUGGGUGUCGAGUGCUGGAAAGGAGCACCACAAAUUGCACAGUUCACGUUGGCAUCAAUAGUGGGGUCCAUUUUGAGUGGCGAGUGCGUGAGGCAUGCACGGUGCGACGGCUGUUUACAAACUGGGUCUACUAUGAUGGACUGGUUCUCACUAGACUGCCAGAUCCAGCUUCUCAGCCACAGAACCUCUCGGCCUUCUCCAUCUCACCAAGCCAUGAGAUCUCCUACACAUCCUUGAAUGUGUCCUGGGAUGCCCUUCCUCCAGGUGAGUGCAUCUUCACGGGCUGGAAAGUGGAGACCAGCAUCACUGGUGAAACAACAAACUGGCAGGAGUCCACAGAAUGCCGAGCGAAUCCGCGGGAGCCGUUUUCUUGCACAAUCACCACUGGCCUGUUGAGCAACGUCUACUACGACAUGCGGAUUUCCGAGACCUGUGUCGAUCCAAAUGCAGAGGGAGAAGCUCUUGUUGUCUACAGCAUCGCUAGAACGCGUCCAGUUCCCGCUGUCGCACCUGUUCUGGUAUCAGUCUUUGCAACCAGUGCACGAUCUUUGGGUGUUUCCUUCAUCCAACAAUCGGCUGGACAAUGCAUCUUCCAGGGCUACGCCAUGCAGUGGCAGUUGCAGGGCUGGGACUACUGGCUGUCUGAUGCUGACUGUUUGCCAAGAGCUGCCUCCCUUUGCUCUGUGACUGGCUUCCCAUCCAGUCAGAGCUACUACACAGUGAGGAUGAUGGAGACAUGCAGUGAUCCUCUGGCAGACAGUCCAUGGGUGGAAUGGCCAGAGUUCAUUCAGACUUGGCCUGAACCUGCUCAAGCUCCAAGCAAUUUCACCUUUGUGGAGCUCACAGCAUACAAUGUGACCUUCAGCUUUGAACCCGGACUUGGACUCGAUUGCACCUGGGCCUCCUGGCAGGUGCAGAUGCUGCAAGACUUCAUAAAUCCGUUGUCAGACUGGACAGACCUUGCGGAUUGUAGCGCUUUGCCGUUUCGCGAGAACGUCACCUGCAGCAUCCUUGGGCUUCAAAGUAACAGCGAAUAUCAGGUACGAGUACGCGAAACCUGCACGAACUACAUCUAUGACAGUGACUGGGGCUACUCACCUCGAUUCUUUUCCAGCAUGCCAGUCCAAGCUGCUUUGCCACAAGACUUGAAAGUGGUGCCGAACUCGAUCACCGCCUUCUUCUUUGAUGUCUCUUGGGUAGCUGGACCUGCUGGACAAUGUGUCUUCAAGGAGUGGGUCAUGGAGGUUUUCCAGAUCUCUCCUGACCCUGGUGACUGGGCACUUCCUCCGCUGGUGCACCUGUUGGAUGAACCUCACACAUGGGUGCGGCACAAAUGCACAGCUGGAAGAGAAAGUCCACUCUGCCGCCCUGGUGAUUUGCCGAGGUCGUUAAAGCAAAACUCCACAUACUCAGUGCGAAUCAAGGAAACCUGCGUUGAUCCAAAUGCUGAUAGUGACUUCACAAUACUCGAUGUAAACGUUACAACGGUCAUUGCCAUUGAGCGAGCAGAAGCACCGGCCAACCUCACCGUGAGCAAUGAGACGGCCUACACUUUCUUGCUGGAGUUUGACGCUGGUGCUCCUCAUGAUUGCUACUUUACUGGCUGGGAUGUAGAGGUUCGUGAAAACUGGACGAUGGAGGUCAACAUUAGCAACGAGACCAACUACACUGAGGUGAAUUACUCACUCUGGGUUCCACGCAGAGAGUGCCAGGAGGAGGACCUUUUUCCUAGACAUCGAAUGCGUUGUGUAGUUCCUCGGCUACGAAAGCAUUCGCUCUAUGAUGCGAAGGUACGAGAAACCUGCUACGAUGGCUACACCUACGAUCUGGACAGCGACUUCAGUGACGAGCUGCCCAACCGGCAGGCCGAGACAGAAGUACCAGAGGCUGCCACCACACCUUUUGGCCUUGAAAGCUUUGAGCCUGGCCCAUACAGCUUUAGCUUGCGAUGGUUUGCUGGCGAUCCACAGGACUGCUUGUAUAUGAAGUGGCUGGUGGAGAUCCGGGACAAUAAUUUCACAGGUGGUGAGUGGCGAGAAGCCAUUGAAUGUGGACGCCAAGAACGCGGUGUAACCAGCUGCACCAUCACAGAGCUGCAUGGCGGCUACUUGGGAGAGGAGGCACAUGUACGCAGCAACACUGAAUAUGAAGUUCGUGUAAAGGAAGCUUGUGAAACUUAUACCUCCAUCUAUGAACCUUGGGGCGGAGCUCGAGAACGUGCACAGUACUUGGACAGUCCCAUUUUCUACCUUGCGUCCAAUGCAUUGCCGAGGACCCUUGUGCCAGUGCCAACAUUGACGCCAUCACAGUUUGAAGUCUAUGACGUUGAUCACCAGUCCUUCAGACUCAGCUGGCAAGCACCUGCCUCCAACGAUUGUCGUUUUCGGAAUUGGACAGUCGAGAUUCAACGUGCCAUCCAAUGCAUCUCUGGCCCUGGAUACACCAACUGCACUGAUGUUGAAAAUGACCCAUGGACGAUUCCAUCCAGCUGCGUUAUCGAGGAUCGCUCAAUUACAAGCUGCCAGGUGUAUGGAGUUACGAGCUACGCUUUCUACAACGUGCGAAUGCGAGAACGAUGCAGUGAUGGGACAGCUGAAAGUGACGAUGCAUCUUUAGUUGCUGAGAUUUGGCCAUUCCUGGCGGAUGCGCCAGAAAACCUGACAGUGACAUCUCCAGAGCCCUUCACGCUGAACUUGAAAUGGGUUCCGGGUAGCUCGCAAGAGUGUGUCUUCUCCCACUGGGACGUGCAAGUACAGGGUCGAAGAUAUGGAGAUUUGGUUGACAGAUUUUCUCGUGAGUCUGUCACGGAGAAGUGGUAUGGCGAGAUUUUUGACCUCGAGAACUACACGCUAAAUUGGAGCUCAACAGUCGCUUCAUGUCGCUUGGAGGGUCAGCGGGAGGUCGCUGAGUGCAACGUCAGCGGGUUGAUCAGCAACGCCCUCUAUGAUGUCCGCAUUGCUGAGCGCUGCGUAGAUUCCCGGGCUGACAGCCCCUGGACAGUCCAGGGCCUGAAGGCCACCAUUCCAGCAUGGGCGCUAACCCCACUUGGACCCAAUAUCACCAAUGUCACCACCACCAGCAUGGAUUUGGAGUGGGCCGCAAGUGAGCCGAGAGAUUGUCUCUUCCUAUCAUGGAAGGUGGAGGUGAAGCCAGUGGCGAUUGCCCUGGAUGCAUGGAUACCCGUGCCUGAAUGUUCUCUACCUGAUCGAAGCGUGACCUUUUGUCGAAUUGUUGGACUGCAAAGCUACACCAGCUAUGACCUGCGGGUGCAAGAGACUUGCAUUCACAACACCAGUGACAGUCCAUACUUGCUGGAUGAGAGAUCUUUCACUACGGACGUCGGCCAGGUGAUCUAUGUGGGCACGAACCCCGACACGAACUCCAAAGCGAUUUACUUUGGAUCGCAAGGGCUGAAUGCCUGUGCGUAUCACACAAAGUGUUGCCAAGAUGAGUUUUCUCUUUGCUAUGGAACAGACCAGGUGGAGGUCAUAAGAACAGAUUUGGCAGAUGCUGGUUGGGGUCAGGAUUUAUACCUCUCCUGUGUAGCUGAUACGGUGUCUCAGGAUGAGAUGAAGCGUAUCGUGGCUCAGCCACCAGCAACGCUGGAAGCUGUUGGACGCACAGCAAACUCGAUUGACUUGGUUUGGCUACCUUUCGGAUCUGGGGGGUACAUGAGCGAUUGCUACUGCUCUGUUUGGAACAUCUUCAUCAGGCGUCAAGGCACAACAGAGUGGCUGCUCUCUCCUGACUGCAACAACAUGCCUUUUCAACAGAGCAGUUGCACGGUACAAGAAUUGGAAGGCAAUUGGCUUUUCCCCGACACGCAGUAUGAGAUUCGUGUACGGCAAACCUGCAGCCUUGAUCGCCUAAGCAGUCCUUACGUCGAAAUCCAGGUGCCAACUCUGCCCGGCUGCAGUUUCUCACAGCACAGUGGCAGAGACGACUUCUUCGUUUGUGCGGACGGAUUUGAGAGCAACAUAUUUGAAGGUGGCCGUUUUGAUGGUGAUGGUAUUGGUUGCUGGCGGCGUGGCGGCAGAGCUAAAUGCUCCAAGAACUUUCCAUACAUGUGUGCCAGCCCUGACAGUUGUGCAAAGGUGGAUAGCGCCGUCGAGGGUGGCGUGAGAGCGGAUCACUGCUGCAUGCCAGAGCCGUGCGGCAACCGAAAUGGUGGAGACAGAGUUUGCAUUGUGCGUCCAAAUCCUCCUACCAAUCUGGUUGUGACUUCGACAACCCCGGACUCUCUCAACAUUGAUUGGCAGGAGCAAGACUUCGCUGACCCAACCUUCUACCCCUGCAACUUCCGUCGGUGGCAAGUGGAUUUGAGCCAGUACUAUUUCGAGCACUGGAGCUCUCAGUGGACUUCUGCAGCGGCAUGUUUCAUUGAGGAUCGUAGAUUGACAUCAUGCACAGUCACAGGUUUGGUAAGCAACGCACAGUAUUAUGUUCGCAUCAGGGAGGUCUGCCAGGAUGAUGAUCUCAAUGGAGACUUCGAGAACUAUCCAUCUUUGGCACAGGUGAACCCUUUGCCUUCUUCUGCUGUGACUGGCGUCUAUGAUGUACAGCGAGAGCCAUUCUGGAUUCAUGUGGCUUGGACACCCGGCAUCCCGAAUGACUGCAUCCACGUGGGUUGGGAGAUCACGGCAGCUGCAGGUAUGGAGUUUCACACGUUCACAACAGAUGGCCAACCACGGGAAAACGCUUACCAGAAUAUGACUGGUCUGACCGACGGCGUCAGCUAUGAAGUCUCAGUGCAUGAAGUGUGCGAGAACCCUUUGGCCAACAGUGAGGCGACUAUCAUUACCAUCUCCACGAAGCCGGAAGCAGCAGGAGCUCCUGUACAGCCCAGUGUGAGUGCCGCCGGUCCUUACUGGAUGUUCCUUGAAUGGCAGGCUGGUUCGAAAGGGAGGUGUACCUUUUUGCACUGGGAUGUCCAGUCUCGGAAGACAGGCACCGACAUGUUCCACACGGCCGCGCUUUGCACCGAGCAACCAGAAAGUGCCACUAGCUGCAACGUGACGGAGACUUUUGCUUGCUACAAGGACAAGACGUACAGCGGAUUCUAUGACGUUUGUAUCCCGAAUGUUGAGUGUCCACUGACCAGCAUCGAAAAUGUCACUGCCUGCCAACUGGCCUGUAGCUUGCAGCCAGCCUGUCGUGCCUUGCGCUAUCAGGCAGCCUAUGGUCAUUGCUAUCUCAUUGACAGCAGCUACAAUCAACUCGACGAUAAUCCACUUUACGAGACCACAGGCUGUGCCCGAAAUUUGGGCUUGGAAAGCUUAACUGGGUAUGAGCUCGAGGUCGCAAAAAGAUGCGAAGAUCCCGAAGCUGACAGCAGCUUUGUAAGCAUUCAACCUGGCCUAGUGUCUAAUCAAACAACUGUUGCAGCAGCCACCCAGCCAGAGGAUGUUGCAGUUGAAGCUGUAUUUGGCGUUACGAUGAGGCUAUCAUUCACACCCGGAGCCUUGAGAGACUUCAUGCCAAUACGUGCUGAUGGUCCACGUCUCGAGAUGGAUGAUAGCACUGACUGCGUCUUCCAGCAAUGGAGCUUCCAGGUCAUGCUCAACAAAAGUGAGGCUCCGUCUGACGGUCCAGUGUCCUGCUGGCAGUUUCCCAUGGUUUGUGACCAGGUGUGGCACACUGUCCCAAGCCACUGCGCAGAUAAUCUUCGUGAUACUGCAUGGUGUGACGUCCGUGUGUACUGGAGCCAGGAGCUGUACCAGCUCCGUAUGCGGGAGGAGUGUGUUGACCCUAUGGCCAACUCACCGUACAUCAACCAGCCGCUCUGGGUCGUAUCAGGUGUGGCAAUGGCAGCAGAGAGUGUAGAGAACUUUACCGUCACGGUUGGCAUUGUUGACUACAACAUAUCUCUCACGUUUGACUGGGAUGCUGGUGAAGACAAUGACUGCAUAUUCACAGGCUGGGAGCUGCAACUGCGGGCCGAAGAUAGCGACUGGGAAGACAUGCAUCAUUGCACAGAUGCAAGGAAGGAAGAUGUGAAUUGCACACUCACAGAAGGCAUUUCUUCGCAGACAACAUAUGAUGCGAGGGUUCGUGCUUUUUGUUUGGAUCCGCUCACCAAAAGCAAUUGGACGGAAAUGAUGAGGAUGUUUACAACUCCAGCCAUCCCAGCAGACGCACCUUUGGUGAGUCUGUUGACCAUGGGGCCGCAUGAGAUGUGGUUUUCACUGGAGCCACAGGAACUCCGCGAUUGUAUCUCCCUUGGAUUUGCCAGUCACCUUCAGGCAUCAUCCUGGGUGGAGGUGAUGCCAUCAGAAAAUUCCAGCGACAUGCGGAGUGUGAAUGAAAGUAUCCUGUGCUUGCCGCAAAAUCGUGAAAGCACACAGUGCAUGCUACAAGGGUUGCAGUCCAACACGACGUACUUUGUGCGUAUAUGUGAGUUCUGCAAGAACCCGGAGGCUCAGAGCUGCGGUGAAGCAAGCAACACCACCGCAUUGCUUUCUCCUGAUGCACCCUGGAGCUUUCAAGUGGCCCGAACAAUGGAGCAUGCAAUGAUUACUUUCAUAUCAGGGAUGGUGCCUGGCGAUUGCAUAGGCACAGGAUGGGCCAUCGAGUACUUCAAUGAGAGCUGGCAGCCCUUGGGUACUUGCCCGCGAUCUCCUGGUGCUGGAACAGAGCAGCAGUGCUUGAUCUACACGGGCGCAUUGCUUCCAGAGCAGCACUACUGGAUGAGGGUGCAAGAGAUUUGUGGUGCUGUGAGCCCACCAUUUGUGAACUUUUCUCUUCCUCAGAUUCCUCCACAGGUGCCAUUCGAGGUGGACUUGAUCAACAUAUCCAACAAGAGCAAUGCUAGUGAAAUGGAGGAUAUGAUGGAUGGAAUGCACAAUGACAUGCCAGUAAAUUCGACAUAUGGCAAUGGCAGCUACAAUGGAAGUACCAUGAUGUGGAUGAUGGACGAUGAGGAUGUGGAAAACACGACAGACAUUGGCAACGAAACAUUCAACGAGUCAGUGGGAGAGUUCGCACACCAGCCCACUAUGGACUUGGCCAAAGAUGACAAUGAAUCUGUCAACGACUCUGUGGACAGAGAUGACAAUGAAUUUGUCAACGGCACCAAUGCAACUAGUAGCGAGUGGAUGUAUGAGCACGACAUGGAUGCUGAAAAUGAGUCUGCCUACGAAGAUGACAAUGAGUCUGUCAAUUCAACUCAGAAUGCAUCUUCAAAUGGCAGCCUCGCCACAGGUGAUGCGGGUGUGGAGGACCAGUCUGUCGGAGCUCAAUCUCGGAUGGCAUGUCAAGACACCUCUGACUGCUCCUGGAUUCUUGGUGACUGGAGCUCGUGCUCAAGCACUUGUGGUGCCGGAACGCAGACUCGAUCCAUUUCCUGUCAAAGUGGCUUCAUUGAGGACUGCCCAAAGCCAAUGCCAGAGAGCAGCAUGGAUUGCUACUCUACUGAGCUCUGCAGCUGGGAACCAUCGACGCUGACAGAAUGCAACACAACGUGCGGCGCUGGCACCCAAGAUCAAUCCUGGAGCUGUCCGAGCGGUAGUGCCACCGACUGUGGACCCGAGCCUGAGACAUCCCAAGUGGCCUGCUACGAAACCGCUGGAUGCGUGUGGCUGGCAUCUGACUGGGGUGACUGCAGCAGCCGGUGUGGUCAUGGCACUCGGACCCGCAAUGUGUCGUGCUCGGGCCCCUUGGAGGCAGAUUGUGGGCGAGCACGUCCAGACUCUCGCGAAGUUUGCCAAGAUAUAUCGGAGUGCAAUUGGACGACCAGUGAGUGGAGUUCUUGCAGCACUUUCUGCGGCAGUGGCUUCAGAGUUCGACAGGUCUCAUGUCCUUCAGGCGUGGAGAGUGACUGCUCCGAUGCGAAACCUACAGCAAUAGAGGAGUGCAGAGAGGUGGGUAGCUGUCAGUGGCUUGUGUCUUCAUGGUCCGCCUGCUCCAGCUCCUGCGGAAAUGGCUCAGUUACUCGGACAGUUUCCUGCCAAAGUGGACUUCAGGCGGAUUGCUCAGAGCCUGAGCCUGCGAGCGAAGACGCUUGCUUCUCUUCCGCGUGCAACUGGACUGUCACAGACUGGUCCUCUUGCAAUGUGACCUGUGGCUCCGGUUUCCAGGAACGUGAAGCUCUCUGCCCGGCUAGCACUUGUGUUGGAGAUCUUCCGGCAACCCUGCAAUCUUGUGUUGGUCGCUCCGAAUGCACUUGGCAAGUUGGAGAAUGGGGUCCAUGCAGCACCAGCUGUGGCACUGGCAUGAGAAAUAGAUCAUUGUCCUGCCCCUCUGAGUACAUCGAGGACUGUGGGGAUUUGCCAGCUGCAUUUGAGCUUUGUACCUCGUACAGUGGAUGUGAAUGGCAAGUUGGGGAGUGGUCACAAUGUGAUGGUAGCGGAUGCGGUCAGCGAGUUCGUGCUGUUUACUGUCAAAGUGGACAAGCUCAGGACUGUGUGGCAGAUCAACCCGCGAACAUCACGACCUGCGAUCUGCAGGUUUGCAUGGAGGUCACCGAAGAGUCAGCUAGCUUUGAUUUAGUGCUUGAAGUUGACAGCGAGACCAAUGUGGAAGGUGUCAAAGAGUCACUUCAGGAGGCCGUGGCUGAAUCCUUGAAUGUUGAUGUGGAGGCAGUUUCUGUGGAGAUAGCGGACGGCAGAAGGUUGGCUUCGACUAGGUCGCUCCAAUUCCUCGUGCAGGUCAGAGAUGUUACAAAGGGCCUGUCGGAAUUCCUAUCAUCCGAAUCCAGCCUGGGUGCUGUAGCCCAGGAUGUGGUGAAGGAGCUGGAAGCAACGGGCAUCAACGCUGCAGUUCAAAUCAGCGUGCGGCUCGAAACUACUACACUUCCUAUGACGACUACUACAAGUGCAGCCACGACGCCGGUUAGCUCCGUCGCAGCCACAUCAGUUACAAGUGAAUCCACUUCUUCCAUGCCUUUCACAUCUUCCUCGUCAGUGGGCAAAGCCCUGAAUGCUGAGUCAUCAACGGCCCAGGAGACAAGUGUGACUAAGUCUACAAGCUCAGCUGCAAGCACAUCUGCAGCCAUGGAGGUCAAGGUGGGUGAAGAAGCCACGCUUAGCGCAGAUCCUGAAGAUGCACACGCACCCCAGGACUUUGUCAUGAUACCUGUGGUUGGACUGUCACUGGCUGCACUUGUGAUCUUUGGAGGCUUGAUAUGGAGAGGACGUCACAGGCAGCUCCACACAGCACGGCCAUCACCAACGAAAGGGGCUUGGACAUCGACAGAGAUCCGCAUGAAUUUGUAUCCUUGGGACUAUGCAGCAGACACACUUGCGGGAAUGAUUUGGACAACUGUCAAGGUUCAUGCAGAGCUUGAAGAGGAGGUGCCUCAUGCCAGCCAAAGCCCGACCAAUGGUUGCGGGUCAUUGGUGGCCCAAUCUCCAAAUCCAGCUCCGUCUGAACCACCAUCCUUGUCUGGAUCUUUUGGAUCAGAAGCAGGGCAAGCAGUGGUUGCAGCGGCUUCUCAGGUCCGCACAGUUUGCACUGUUGCUGGCGCAGCUGCACAAAUGAAUCAGGCUGGCUUCAGUCAAGACGAUGAGAGCACUAGACCAUCGAGUGGCACAUCUGGCAAGUCUCAAGCAGAUACAAGCACUGCGCUUCCAAGCAUUCCAGUCCCGGCUAUUCCCACCACACUUCGGGCGGCGGCAUCGACCAGACAAGACACUACACUCGCGCCGUACGACCUCUCACGACCUGACCCAUCACAGCCGUCCAGACCCUCCAAGACACACAAGCCAUCCAUCACAUCAUUUCACAGCACAGCCCACCUUCCAAUGCCACCUGCAAUUUCCCAUCAGGAUGCAUCGCCAUCGUCUCUAAGCUCUUUUGGAGGGUCACCCACUGUGCGCCCGCCAAAGGGUUCGCCAGUGGUGAGUGUGCGUGUCAACAGAAGACAAGAACUGCCGAGCUCUAGUUCUCAACCACCACCAAACACUCUUGAUGUACCUGGCGCUUCAAAGGGAGCUGGAACAUCGAGCUCUGGUGAGGUUGAUCGGGAGCGGAAAGAUUCUUGGGAAUCCUCAAGGACACCAAUUUCAGAAUCACCCCGCUCAGAGACAGGGUCUCCACCACGGAGGAUUCCAAGACACAUGGUGCGAGCAGUCGCUGCCUCACCAAUGUCACCAAGUGAUUCGGAGAGCAGACGAUCCCACUCAGCAAGGCGAGUGCCUGCAAGGCCCUCUGAUUGCUGGCCACCUCCACAGCCACGGUAACACCUUCAAGAGGUUCGGGCUGCUUUGGAGAUUUCUCAGACUGAAAGCCUUUCUGCAAACAAAGAAAGUCUCAGACCGGUACAUAAAACGGCUUGGAAAGACUAAGCAGAAUUGAAUAGCUUGAAAGCGCCAAGAGUCUUUCCCAGCCGAAUGCUUUUGGGUACUUCAGCAGACAUACUGCAGGUAGGUUUUGGUGUCCUUUGAAACCCAGGGGUUGGUUCAGUGAGGUUGUUGGAUUUAGUGACUCCCAAAGAGAUUCCAAAAGGUCUGCCAGAGGUUCUUUCAGAUUCAAAUGGUGCUGUGAGCGCGGAACCUGAAGGACAAACUGUGAUACUCCACUGCGCUUUCAGGAAGUUGUAGAUCUCGCAAUUUUUUGUGAACUGCAAUGCAGCGCAGGAGAAAAGGACCUGACUAAUGGUGCUGGCUGUGAAUCAUCCGAGAUGUGUGAUUGUUUUUCUUGAAUCGGGGCUUGCAGGUGACGCUGCACUGAUCUCCC
Durusdinium trenchii is the source of this 13135-nucleotide messenger RNA. Lineage: Eukaryota; Dinophyceae; Suessiales; Symbiodiniaceae. The record is from the annotation of a GenBank genome assembly.